AUGGAUACUAUUGUCUCGGAUGCGCAGCAGAUCUUGGUCAACGGGUUCACCAUUCUGGCGGGAAACAGUGUCUUGAUAUACGACCAUAUGACGACCCUACCAGAAGAAAUCGCUUUUAUUUGGCGUCGUCCGAAAGCGCUGUCUGCAAUGUUAUUUCUGCUCAAUCGCUAUUUCGCUCUGAUUGUCAAUAUCUGCGCUUUAAUUAUGAAUUUCGUGUCGAUCUCAGAUGAGAGCUGUUCAAAAUAUACGCUAUACAGACAACUGGCCAUUUUUUCCCAAGUGAUCAUGGUUUGCUUCAUAAUGACUAUUCGUACUUACGCUCUCUACGGUGGUAAUAAGCGCCUGCUUACUUGCAUGAUAAUCAUCAUGAUUGCUCUUGGGGUAGCAGUUUCUGUGUGGUCUUUUGGGCAUUUUUCAGGCAGUGCGGUCAUCUUGUCAGGAGCUGGCUGCUAUGAAAUAACUUCAGCGGACACAGCCGCCCAUGUUGGGCUGGCAUGGGUGGCCGAGUUGGUCUUCCAAUUACUGAUCCUCAUCCUUACAGUGUACAGGAUUUGCAAAAGUAGAGGCUUGCUGCGGUUGUCUCUAUUCACCAGGAAAAAUAUGAUUGAUGUCAUAUUUCAUGAUGGUUGCUAUUGGGAUUGUGAUUCGAGUGAAUCUGAUCUGCAUGCCUUCAGAGCGAUGGUGUUGAUUAGUGUACCGAACAUUCUGACGUACUACUCUGGUUCAGUUGUUACCAGAGGCAGUCUGACCACGCUUACUAGCUGCAUAUCCGUUACUCUCAUCUCUCGGCUGAUGCUUAACCUGCACAAGACUAUUGACACUGGCAUUUUCUCCAUCCCCGCCCAGGACGACAACUCCAGCCUCCCUGUCAUCACCACUAGGCUGUUAUCGCUUCAACAGUUGCUUGGGCCAAACUCAAGCAUCGUAUUCAAGACCAACACUGCAGCACUUUCCGAGUCAGGGGUGGCAUCAGUUACCACUGGUAUCCGGGUUAAUGCGUGCAAUAAGCAGACAUGGUUGUGGCGAUCGCCGGGCGAUGAUUGGGAUGCAUGCUGGACAUACUGGGCAUCAUUAAUCAUGACUCCUCACAGCAGUUGCGUCUAG
This is a messenger RNA of Suillus clintonianus, 1104 nucleotides long. RefSeq lists its product as uncharacterized. NCBI's taxonomy places the organism in Eukaryota, Fungi, Basidiomycota, Agaricomycetes, Boletales, Suillaceae. The transcript has 14 exons. The coding region runs from base 1 to 1104 and encodes 367 amino acids. The record is from RefSeq and is a predicted model, not a curated record.